CACAAGUCCCAAAUGACGUAAUUAAAUCACGUGAUCUCCGUACACAGCGAGCGUAGUGUGCGGCUGUAUUGCGGGCAGAGCGGGGUCACACUGGGGGUCAGGGAAGAUGAAUAUCCUCCCCAAGAAGAGCUGGCACGUGAGGAACAAGGACAACGUUGCGCGUGUGAGAAAAGAUGAGGCGCAGGCCGCGGAGGAGGAGCGCGUGCGCAGGAAGAGGGCGGAGCUCGCGGAGCAGGAGGCACGCACAGAUUUCCUCCGUAAGAAGUCCCGUCUUGUAGUCAACGAUGGUGAGACUGCACUGGUAAAGCUCGAUACAGAUGAUGGACACAUUAAUUUCUUCCAAGAUGUUGAGGAAGGCAAAGGAACCAAUAAGGGCAACAAAGAAUAUGAAGACGAAAAGCGCAAAGAAAAGGAGCGUCAAGAGAAGGCAUUGGGUAUUCUUACUUACUUGGGUCAAAGCGCAUCAGAAUCCCAGACAAGUCGUCCUUGGUACCAGGAGGUCCCGGUUAACAGUAAAAAGGACGUAGAUGAUAACGCAAAGGACGAAAAGCUAAAACAAAAGCUAGACCCAAUUCAUGAAAUGGAGCGUUACCUUCAAAAGAAAACUGGAGAAAAGAAGAAACACAAACACAAAAAAGAAAAAACUAAGGAAAUGAAUCGAUCGCUUAAGCCGUCGAUAGAGCAGUUGAGACAAGAGCGCCUCAAGCGGGAGGCGGCAGAAAGGGCCCGUGCUGAAGCCUUGUUAUCUGGGAAAAAAGAGACACCCGUUCCGGAGCAAGAAAUGGAUGAUAGAAAACGUCGUUAUAAUUCCCAGUUCAAUCCACAACUGGCACGAAAGCCCACCUCACGAGAAGAGCAGCGGUAUCCGUAUUAGGAACGGACUGAAGACUGGGCAGCAAUAGCUAUCAAGCACCAAUGUUUUUUUGUAAAUCAGUAUUUAUUGAGUUUCACAAUCUUUAUACCUGUAUUAAAAGAAUAUAAACAAUAUAAUCAAAUGGCUGAUAUACAAAGCAAAUCAGUGUUAGUCAAUAGGGAAAA
Messenger RNA from Pelobates fuscus (common spadefoot toad), 1038 nucleotides. It is a transcript of the gene LENG1, whose product is annotated as leukocyte receptor cluster member 1. NCBI's taxonomy places the organism in Eukaryota, Metazoa, Chordata, Amphibia, Anura, Pelobatidae. The record is from RefSeq and is a predicted model, not a curated record. The transcript is spliced from 4 exons. The coding region runs from base 107 to 874 and encodes 255 amino acids.